Messenger RNA from Dimorphilus gyrociliatus, 2726 nucleotides. The record is from the annotation of a GenBank genome assembly. NCBI's taxonomy places the organism in Eukaryota, Metazoa, Annelida, Polychaeta, Dinophilidae.
AUUUCAUAAUAUCGGUAUAAUACUGAGAAAGCUAUUUCUGGCUGAUUAUUUUUGGUAUAAAAAUGUCUGAAUUAUUUGGAGAUCUCUUCAUACAAAACGAUAAAGAAUAUCUAAAUGUACCAUCUAUACAAACAAUACCUGUUCGUGGGAGACAUCCUAGCCAUUUGGCAGGCUUACAAAAUAAAAGUGCUACAUGUUAUUUAAACUCUCUCCUUCAAAUUUUAUAUUUCACCAGAGAAUUGCGAGGUCUAAUUAAUUAUCAAAACGUGAAAACUUUCUCUAAGAUUUCUUUUGCAGAAGGAAUACUUUCUCUUACAAAGCAAGAGUUGAACCUUGACAUUCCAGGAAAAAAGACUAGAAAAAUACUUCUUGAGCUUCAAAAGUUGUUUGCUAAUCUCUAUUUGAGAGAUGAAGACGCUGUUAGCACAUCAGAUCUCACAAACAGUUUUGGGUGGGACAAUGAUGAAGAAUCUUAUCAACAAGACAUUCAAGAGUUGAACAGAGUUCUUUUUUCUGCCAUGGAAAAAUGCCUACAAGGUACUUCCAAAGAAAAUUUGAUUAAGGAUCUUUAUCACGGAAUAAAUAUUCAAAAGAUAGCUUGUAUGAAUUGCAAAAGCAUUAGCGAAAGAGAGGAAGAAGUAUUUGACAUCAGUGUUCCUGUAAAAAACAUGUCAAGUCUGCAAGAUGCUCUAAGUGCAUUCUAUUGCCAAGCAGAAAUAUUUAAAGGGGACAACCAAUAUUACUGUGAAUCAUGCCAAAGUUAUGUAAAUGCCAAUAAAGAUGUUGGACAAUUAUCUUUUCCAACCAAUUUGGAUAUGAAAAUUUAUUGUGAAGAGGACUAUAGUAGUAGUACGGAAUACGAAUUGUAUGCAGUCGUCGCCCAUUCUGGUGGAACACAUGGAGGACAUUAUAGAGCUUAUAUUAAAGAUAUUGAAAAUCUUGGCUGCUAUGAUUAUGAAGACGAGAACGAGACUACUUACAAAAAACAAAAAAAUAACCAAGAUUCCAAGUUGACUUCUCCAUUCGAUGUUAUAAAAGAAAUAUUGAUAGAUUAUAAAGAUGGCAUAACUAUUGAUAUUCUUGCAACAAAGAUAAAUACUUAUUGUGGUACAUCGUGGAAAAAGAAAUUCAAGAACCGUUAUGGCACUUUGCGAAGCUUUUUAGAAAAAAAUAAAGAAUUUAAUAUUGAUGAGUGCUUUGAGCAUGUUUGUCUCAAUGACCAAAAGGAAAAAGACGAGAAAAAAGACGCUGGUGAUAAAACUCAUCACUGGUUUCUUUUGAAUGAUUCGAAAGUGGAGAGAGCUUCAAUAAAGGACAUUCAAAAGUUGUAUAAUGGUAGUGACAGUGCUUAUAUGCUUUUCUACGGAAAAACGGAUAGUAAACCAGGUUUAGAGCUUUUCUUUAAACGCCUUUCAUUUUUACAAUAUGUGAUUCUACUAGCUCCUAAAAGCAUCAUAGAUACUAUACCAGAAUGGCUCAAAAUCCUUAUAAAGGAGGCUAAUCAAACUCUUGCUGAGAAAAGAAAGGAAUUCGAUGACAGUCUAAUGAAAACAUCAAUAAAUAUAAUUGAUAAAUUGUCAUCUACACAAAAAGCUGAAUAUGUAAUUUUUGACAAUAACUUCACAGAAUCAAAAAUUGAAAUUAACUUGAACUGGUCUAUUAAGAAACUUAAAACUGAGUUAAACAGCUCAAUGAUGAAUUUGCCAACAAUUAUGGAAAACUUGGUUAUUAUGCAAGUAAAGAAGUUGGAAACCAUUCCAAAUGUGUUUAAACUAGAGAAUCAAUAUAACUAUCCAGACCAUGUCUUAUUGUCGCAAACAUCUAUUUACGGCAACUGCUUUUUGGCUUUUAGGGAUUCCUCUAAAACAGACAUUAUUAGAUCAAUUGAGAAAAUAUUUCUCCGAUUAAUCAGUUUUGAUUCUAACUCUGUCUUACAUCCAUUUUUAACGGAUAUAAAUUAUGAAGAGUUCCUACAACAAGCUGUUGAUUUAUUAAAAAUUUCUGAUAAUGAAUUGGAUGUAAAAAUCAUAGGAAAUUCUAAACACAAUGAAAGAAUAUUAAAUUUUGAGGAACUUAAAGGAUAUAGGAUCGACGAAAUUUUUCAAGAAUUCGAUACCGUCCUCAUACAAAAAGAAAAUCAUCAAAACAAAGAAAAAGAAAUUAUAAUAUCAAAAACAGAAACUCUUCAUAGUCUCUUGAAAUUAGCCGUAACGAUGUUUAAUCUAAGCACAGAUAAUUAUCACUUUUGCCAUUGUAAUAAUAUCGAUGAAGUUGGAGAUCCAAUGCAACAAGAUACUUAUACCUCUUCUUUAGCUGCAUUAAAUUUCCACUCUGGUAAACACCUCAUUAUAAUGGAAGGUAGAAUGCCUCAAAAAGAUCGCUUGGAGUUGUUCCUAUUAUGCGCAAAUUCUUCAUUUAUACCUGAAGAAGGUAAUGAAAGUGCAAAUACUGAUGAAAAUAUAGGACGACUUGAGAUUACUAUUGAUUGCAAUACCUCGCUGAAGAAAUUUAAACAAAAAAUUGCUCAAAAAUUAGUAAAGAGUGUUCCCAGUGUUGAUUUUCUAAGAUGUCGAUUGGUAGAAAAUGGGAAAAAAACUGUAAUACUCAAAAACAGUGAUCUGACAUUAAGAAAAGAAGACAUUGAAAAUUUCCGCCAAGAUAUUCCUCUGAAAUCUCACAAAAAAGAAAGAGGAGUUAUUAUUAAGAUUGAUGAUUUUGAAGAUUAA